CGCAGGACGGUUGCUGCACACUAGUAGAGUGCCGCUCGCUCGGGCACCGCGUCUUCUGCCUCCUCCAUGACACUAAACCUGGGGCAUCGCUGUCUUCUGCUGCUACAGUCUUUAUUUUAGCCGCCACCCUUCACUUUUUGCCACAAGAGGCGGGCGAUAGACGGAUGCAGCCCGGCAGCGUUCGCGGGGAGAUCGCCGCUAACAGGCACAGGUACGGCAAAAUGCUGUGACCGGGAACGUUCCCAGUGACUGCGAUUGACAGCGAAGAAUGGAUGUCCCAGCAGCGAAUUACAGGGAUCCCAGUCGGUGUCCUCAGCAGAGACCCCAGAUCACCCCAGCCUGUGCUGCUGUGGAAGCUCCUUCCUCGGUUUUUAUGACGGAUGGCUCUGCCCCACCCCUACUGCUGGGAGGCCCCUGUGUCCAGCAGCAGCCUGGAUGGGGCUCCUCACCACAUGGCUUCAGUGGCAUGUUUUAUGUGCCAAACAAUUGGCCUCUCUUCUGCAAUGACACACAGCCCCCGGAAGGAAACAGCCCGCAGCAGGAAGGUGGUCCGGUGAGCCCCAGCUCCGAAUCACGGUACGGCCUCGAACCCCAGCUGCUCCCCAGCGCGGUGCAGGUAAUGGAGCAGGACAAGCUAGAGUGGGAAGGAAGGGUGUUUGUGUCAGAGCCCAGCUUUGCUCUUCCCCCACUGGCUACUACUGACUGUGCAGUGGAGGACAGGGGCAACGCCAGCCCUCGGUUCGUUCGAUGUACCUCCUACUCUUUCCCCUGCGAAGGCCUGGCUGCCCAGCAGAGUCACGUGCCCCUGGGAGCCAUCGUGACCCCCUUGGCCCGACUGGAGGAAGGAGAGCACCCUCUACCAGUCUGCACACGCGCCUUGGGCAAGGGCCACAUCCCAGGCUGUGGUGAGUGUGGCGCCUACAUGUGCCCCUUUAUGGCAUGGCAGGACUGCGGACAGCGGUUUCACUGCCCCUUCUGCGGUCAACUGACAGAGGUGCCCUGGCAGUGCUACCAACCCACUGACAGUCAGAGGCAGCGAGCGGACAGCGGACAGAACCCCGAGCUCAGUCUGGGAUCCUACGAAAUCCUUGAUAACCCAGCGGGUGAACCCGCUGGACUCCUCCUGGCAGUGGAUGUGUCAGCUGCUGCAGUCAGAGGACAGCUGGACCUCAUCUGUGAGCAGCUGCGCUCGCUCCUCCUGGGUUUGUCAAAGAAUGAAGGUGAAGGAACGAUGGACCAGUCAGAUCUAAGGGUUGGCCUGAUGACUUAUGACAAGAGGCUCCACCUCUACGACUUAAGCCCCGCCCUGUCCCGCCCUCACAUGCUGGUCAUGACUGAUCAUAUGGAGCUGGAGCUGCCAGUGUGUGAAGGACUUCUGGUGCCACUGAAAGACUGCAGAGACCACCUUGACAGUGUCCUGCAGCAGAUUCCGCAGCUUGAUGGAGGACUGGGAGAUGGCUCUGGCUCGCCAGACCUCCCAGUUCGUGCUGGACUCCACAUCCUCAAAACAUUAGGGUGUCCAGGAAAGGUGCUGGUGUUCCACUCCACGCCGCUGAUCGAAGAUGCAGUGAAUCAGAGGUCCUCAGGAUUCUUCAGCUCCAGUCAACCUAAAUUCCUAUUCCAAGCACCAGAUUCUGGCAUCUCACUGGCUAAAGACUGUGUCAGUCAAGGCUGCUGCAUACACCUUUUUCUGUUCUCAAUGCAAGAUGUUGGAGGUGCUUGGCCAGGGUACACCCCAUACCUCACAGGGGGAGGAGUUUUCACUUACAGCUCUCUUCAGUCAAAGGUGAAUUUGGAACAGCUGAGUCGUGACCUGAAGAGGUGUGUGGAUAAAGGCACAGGCUACAAAGCAGAUCUCAGAGUCUUUGUUAGCAAAGGUCUGCGUGUGACACGGUGUUACGGCGGAUUUAUUCCUGGUCACGAUCCUGCCCACAUCUCCAUGGCAACCAUUGACUGGCACACAACCUUAGCAAUAGAGUUCACUCAUUGCAGCUCACUGGACGAACAGAGGGGUGUGAUCAUACAGGCAGCCUUGUCAUACACGAAUGCAAGGGGAGAGAGGAGGGUGCGAGUCCACAGCUUGGCCCUGCAUUGCUCUCACCACCUAAUGAACACCUUCCGCAACUGCCAGGCACAGACUCUGCUCACAUUCUACUGCAAGAAGUGGUACUGUAACGUGUUGGAGCGCCCACUACAGGAGCUGCGAGAAGAACUGCAGACAGAGGUGACCGAAGCACUGGCAUGCUAUCGCAAACACUGCUGUUCAAGUGCUGUCACACCUGGCCAGCUGGUGCUGCCUCAGUACUUGAAGGCUCUCCCAGUCUAUGCAAACAGUCUGCGUAAGAGCGAAGUGCUGCUUCCUGGUCUGCGUAGCACUGUCCCUCACCGCUUGCAGAUGCGCAGCCGACUUGUCACCAUGGACACGAGAAGCACUGCUUUACACUUCUACCCUCUCCUCCUCCGACUGCCGGAACGUGGCCAGCCCCAGACAAAGCUCUGUGAACUGAAGGCAGUGCGCUGUAGUGCCGGGAGCCUGGAUCCAACGGACCUAUACCUCGCUUACGGACCCCUGGCACUGCUGUUGUGGGUGGGACGCCAUGUGCCAAACACCGUCCUGAAGCAACUCUUCAACGUCACCUACUUCUCUCUGUUACCGCCUGGGGAGACCUGUCUGCCUGUGCUGGACAAUCCCCUCUCCAUCUGUAUCAGGAAGCUCAUUGAAUCCUUACAGUCACAGGCACCCUAUUCUCUUAAGCUGACAGUGGCAAAGCAGGGGGAUGUCAGUGAGGAAGCUCUCCAUCCCUUACUGGUGGAGGACAAGAGCCCCAAUGGUGGGGCCUCCUAUGCAGACUUCAUCUACCACCUUCACAUCAACUCCCUGCGGCUGAUGGUUUAAUAUUUAACCCACACUCUCCAGUUGCCUACCCUUCUGUCUCUUGACAAUCCACCUCCUGUAUUCAUGACGUACAAAAUGUAAGACUGCAAUGCUGCAAGACUGUUCCUAAAAUUAGGUAUGUGGCAGGACAGUGCAAGGAAAUGGUUACUGACCAAUAAACAUUUUUAGAACUUCAUAAUUUUAUAACUCAUUUUCUAAAUAACACACAUGUGGCCUCCACUUGACUUGAUUUCAUAUACCAAGUCCAAAUGUUUAUG
Messenger RNA from Scleropages formosus (Asian bonytongue), 3153 nucleotides. Its product is annotated as protein transport protein Sec24C. Gene Ontology annotation, cellular component: COPII vesicle coat; endoplasmic reticulum exit site. Gene Ontology annotation, molecular function: zinc ion binding; SNARE binding. The record is from RefSeq and is a predicted model, not a curated record. The transcript has 22 exons. Gene Ontology annotation, biological process: COPII-coated vesicle cargo loading; endoplasmic reticulum to Golgi vesicle-mediated transport; intracellular protein transport. The coding region runs from base 269 to 2896 and encodes 875 amino acids. NCBI's taxonomy places the organism in Eukaryota, Metazoa, Chordata, Actinopteri, Osteoglossiformes, Osteoglossidae.